UUAACGCGUUUAUAUGAAUUAAUACCCAUCUCUCUCCGAUAAUCACAGUACAAUUUAUUGAGGCAACUUGGAAAUUAAAAAACACACCUGAUUGGAUCCCCACUUGCGCUUUUGGUACAUAAUAAAAAUAGGUUUAUAUAUUGGCUAUUUAAAAAAAAAAAAAAAGAGAAGACAGAGACAUAUUUGCUUCUCCAUAAAAGCACAAGUUUGUGGUUGUGAUUGAUACCCAUAUAUAUAUACAUAUAAAUAUAUAGUCUUAACCUUCUCAUAUAGCUAGAGAGAGAAAGUGAGUGUUUGUGUGUGUGUGUUUAAUGGCAUUAGAAACAGAGCUUUUUCAACAAGACCCUUUUGGCUAUAUUAUCAGUGGUCUCAAUAAGGAUUUGCACGCCAUGGUAGGCGGUAGUGGUGGUGGUGGACCUUGGAACUAUGGAUACGUUUUUCAAGAAAACGACAUGAGUAUCCACUAUAAUGACCUAACAAACGACAACAGGUUUGUGGGACAUGGUUUCAAUAAUGUUCUCAUGGAUUUGGAAAGUAUAACUUCACCCUCUUCCAUGGAACUUCAAGGCUUAAACAACAAUCAUCAUCGUCGUCAUCAUCAUCACGACGCACCAAAAUUUUCCUCCGCCGCAGAAUACUUCACCGGAAACUAUAGAAGCAGUACGACUACCCUCGAUGGAGGGCCACAAAGCCACAUGUUUUCUCCGGCCGCCGAAACUACUCCAGCAACCACGGCCACUACCACCGUCCGGCGGAAACGACGUCGUAUUAGAAGCGUCAAGAACAAGGAAGAGGUUGAGAAUCAGCGGAUGACGCACAUUGCGGUGGAACGCAACCGGAGGAAACAGAUGAACGAUUACCUCGCCGUCCUCCGAUCCAUGAUGCCCUCUUCUUACGUCCAAAGAGGAGACCAAGCAUCGAUUGUAGGAGGAGCCAUAAAUUUCGUGAAGGAGCUUGAGCAACUUCUCCAAUUCUUAGAAGCCCAAAAACGAAGUAGUACAACAAAGAAACAAUCACCAUCAGUAUCAGAUCAAUACCAUUCAUCAGAUUCCGAUUCCUCUAAUUCUCUCUUCUCCGACUUCUUCAUCUUCCCUCAAUACUCAACGUGUUCCUCCAAUAAAACGAUUGAUCAAACAAAUUCAACGGCAGAGAAACGAUCCGCCGUAGCUGACGUGGAAGUAACAAUGGUGGAGAGUCAUGCCAAUAUAAAAGUGCUUCAGAAAAGUCAUCAUAAUCAGCUUUUGAAGAUGGUAGUAGGCUUGCAGCUUCUGCGCCUAGUGGUUCUUCACCUCAAUGUCACAACAGUUGAUAAUAUGGUUCUUUACUCUUUCAGCGUCAAGGUUGAAGAUGAUUCUCAUCUAACCUCAGUGAAUGAGAUUGCAGCUUCUGUGUUUGAAAUGGUGGGUAGCAUCCAAGAAGAAAGCUGUUUAAGUUAGAUGAGUAUAUAUGUGAUGAUCUUGUGACUUUGGCAACAUUAUUAUAUAUAUAUAUAUAUCAUAUUUUGUCUUUGUUACAUGACAAUUAACUGUGGGAUCAAUAUGACUUUUUUUUUCCUUUCAAAUCUUUAA
Messenger RNA from Humulus lupulus (European hop), 1568 nucleotides. RefSeq names its product transcription factor bHLH94-like. Gene Ontology annotation, biological process: regulation of transcription by RNA polymerase II. Gene Ontology annotation, molecular function: RNA polymerase II cis-regulatory region sequence-specific DNA binding; DNA-binding transcription factor activity, RNA polymerase II-specific; protein dimerization activity. The transcript has 3 exons. Lineage: Eukaryota; Viridiplantae; Streptophyta; Magnoliopsida; Rosales; Cannabaceae. The record is from RefSeq and is a predicted model, not a curated record. Bases 312 to 1436 code for a protein of 374 amino acids.